ACCGUAGGGCCAGCGAAAAUCGUAUCCUACACGCAUGGGCAGUGAGGCUGUGUUAGAAAAUGGCAGACGUCUCCCUGGAUGAAGUUAUACGACAGCGCGGUAUUAACCUUAAGGCACCAGCGAAACGACCAAUGUUUGGAAGAGGUGCAGGAGCGGUUGGCAAAAGCUUUGAUGCUCGCCAGAAGAUUGGGGCUAAUGAUGUCCGACAGCGGCUUGGACCAGGAGCAGGAUUUCAAGUGAAAGAUGCCAGGGAGAAGCUGGUUCAGAAGGAUGCUCGCUUUAAAAUCCGUGGCAGGGGAGCAGCAGGAGGAGGAGGAGGUGGGGUGCAGGAUGCUCGGCAGAUGAUCAACUCACGCAAACAGGGGCCAAAUCUGUUCGCUGUCCCUGCACAGACAAUGCCAAAGAUGGCAGUAAUGCAACAUCUGCAGGGCCAGACAUUUGUGCCACAGAUGCAGAUACAAAGCAACUAUAAUCUGGCCGGUCUGAACUCGAGGCAGUUUAACCCGACUGCACAAGGACUUGGUUUGAGGGGCAGCGCGUCGCCACAGCUGAGCCCUAAUAAGAGAGUGAUGGAUGCUCGGGAUAGACUGAGCCUCAAGAGGAACAUUGGAGGGACACCGACACAGGGAGAUUUUGAACACCCCCUCAAAAUAACCAAGACCAUCCAGCAACGUCCAAUGGGAGUCGGAUUGUCAAGUGGAACACGGUCAAAUACACAGCCUCUCUCAGAUGAGCACGAUGGCCCCCACAAUAAACAAGUAAAGAUGGCUACAGCUAAUCAUAUGCUCAAGUCACGGCCUGGAACAAUGGGCUCCACAUUCUCCAUGUCAGGUCCGAUCACCAAGGUGGUUCAAAAUGAUUCGUACACGGGAGGCAACCUGCAGGAACCCCCUUACUUAGUGUCACAGAGACUGCCAUUAUCAAGCUUUAUAGAGUUUGAACAUGUUAUUGUUUUGCUUAUCUUGUCUUCUUGUCCUCCCUCAGGUCAACCCAUGAAGUGUAACCUCCAUAUUCAGGGCAAUGUCAUCACUUCUGAUCAGCCCAUUCUAUUGAGGCUCAGUGACACCCCGGGCGCCAGCAGCAGCGGCACAAAGAAAGACGGCCUCCCCCCCUCCCUCAUGUCUCGCACCGCGGGACAGCGAGCCUCCUCUCAGCCGACCCCCGAAGUGGAUCCUCAGACGAUCCUCAAAGCUCUGUUCAAGUCCACCUCUCAGUCCAGCUCCUCCAGCGAGAGCCCCAGCGCGCAGGCCACCGCCUUCCGCAUCAAGAUAUAGAUCCAGUGUCUGUUCAUUCACACAUUACUGCUUUCUAAGUGUUCCCGCACAAACGCCCACAUUCUACUCAUGCGAAACAGGUUUUUUUACCCAUUUGAUAAACGUGACUUCUCCAGACGAGACAUUUUGCGGAUGCACAACAUGUUGAUGAUGAUGUUUGUUCUUGAUUAGUGGAAGGAAAGUGUGAUGUGAUUUGUUGUUUAAUCCAAUGUCUUGGGGGAUGCCAAAUUAUUAUUAUAUUGGGAUUUUUUUUUUCUGUCAAUGCAAUGCCAGCCCAUUUGGAUAAGUUUUUUUAAAUACUAAAUUAGAGAUACAUUUUGUGUAAGGCUCGUCCACACAGUUGCGUUCAGGUUUGUCUGUACCUUUUCUGAACAGAAAAUUAAGAAGACAUUCAAUGUGAGUUAAUCACUGAUGUUCAUAAAAUGACAUGUUUUGUGUUGAACCAGUUUUCAAACAGUCCUAUUGUGUUUUUAUUUUUUAUUUACCGUCUUUGUAGCAUCGAGAUUGCUGUGCGCCGCGUUUGUGACAGGUUUUACUUGGUUGUCCAGUAAAGAAAGCAGUAUGCAUAUAAUUCUUCCUAGUAUACAUUACACAAGAUUUUUGUUCAAAGAUUGUAAAUUACUUUGUUGCUUUCUUGGUAUGUAAGUCUGGAACGGUCAGAUCUGUCUGUAAAAUGUCAGCAUUAAAUAUCUAGCUUUGUA
Messenger RNA from Notothenia coriiceps (black rockcod), 1975 nucleotides. It is a transcript of the gene poldip3, whose product is annotated as polymerase (DNA-directed), delta interacting protein 3. The record is from RefSeq and is a predicted model, not a curated record. Bases 60 to 1274 code for a protein of 404 amino acids. The transcript has 8 exons. Lineage: Eukaryota; Metazoa; Chordata; Actinopteri; Perciformes; Nototheniidae.